Molecule: messenger RNA, 372 nt
Organism: Aspergillus oryzae RIB40
Lineage: Eukaryota; Fungi; Ascomycota; Eurotiomycetes; Eurotiales; Aspergillaceae
Exons: 3
Coding region: 1-372 (123 amino acids)
Source: RefSeq, a predicted model, not a curated record
AUGGUAUGUAACUCUGUUCGAUGGGUUCCAUCGGCAGCGCAGAACCACAACUCUGGUACACAAAACCGCUGCGGGGCUAUGAAUAUCAAGUGGCUUUCUUUUAUGAUCUAUUUAACCUAUACAAAGAAACAUGGUACUUAUGGAGUGGCAAUUGAUGAUAAUUCUAAUCUUGCAGCUUAUAUAUCGACAGGCCCCUCGUCAGCGGCCCCCCCCCUUGCCCCUCCAACAAGGAUCGAACAGCUUCAAAUGCCACGGAACUGUGCGCUUGCCGACCUGAUUUGUGUGUUCCCUCCUUUCAUUUCCACCAGCGAGAUUCUUUGCACACAGACUCUUUUUGAAUAUCUAUUUUAUUAUUAUUUUAUUCUUGUCUAG